AUGGUAGCGAUGGUUGGGACAAGACGACAUAAGUCGCGAGUGCAGUUGCGGUGCAUUUGCGUACGCGCUCGAAACGGCGCUGUUGAGGCAGCAGUUGGGACUGAGUUGGGACCACCGCAGCGAUGGAUAGUGCCGGGCCACGCUCCACCGAAGCGCCACGAGGGAGCCGCGAUUCUCUAUGGACCAAUGAAAUACGACCAUGCGAUUUGUUUAGAGAACUACUCGACGCCGCUUUGCCUGGAACUUUACACUGGCAGUGGAGAACAUGCCGAAACGUUGAAGGAACCAAUGUUGAAUCCACAAGCUGCCGUCGCCUUCGACGGCUCAACAAUGAAGUAUACGGUGGUUUCGGAUAAGAAUCUUCUCGAAGAAGCUGAUGAAGGAAUGACGCUAGAUCAGGACGGAAAGGACUUAACUCUACUCCAGUUCUGCAAAACAGUUGAAGAAGCUGAAGCAGCUUGCGAAUACCGUACUGCACAGCAAAGUAGCUCCAAGUCUCAUGGUGACUGUGGAAUGGCAAGGAUUGUGUUCGAUGCAAAAGGCGAUGCAAUGUCGGAAUACUCAGUGGAGCAUUCAGAUACUUCUUCUCCGACUGAACCGGCAUAUGAAGAAGGCAAGGAUGGCGCUGAUGGUUUAGAUGAGGUCAACAUGGAGUUCUUCCGCGAGGUGUUAAUGAGCAUAAUACGCGAAACAGACCUGGACAUAGCACAUCUUAAGAAUCGAAAGGAUAUGUUUCAACAGUUGUACGUCCAAUAUUUUGGUACUGGACCAGAUGGCUCAAUAACCGAUGACGGUGAAGAUCACAGUCGAGCCUUAACGCGCAAGCUGGGCUCGAAAUUUCUGCGUCGAAUAUCGAGUAGGAUCGUUAAACCAAGUGAAUUAUUCAGUCAUUUCGAUCGUUUAGCAGAGAACAGAAAACGACGAGGAACCUACGCUGAGAAGGAAAAAGAAAGACGCAUCCCUAAGCGCUCACGCUAUGACGAUGACGAAGACUGGGCGGAAGAAGGAGCUGUUACUGGAUCGUCCGGGCAUGUAGGUCGUGCCGGUAAAGUAAUGCGUUACCCAUACAUUUCUCAAGAGGAGGAGCAGCGCAUUCUACUGCAGUCGAACAUGUCAGCUUCAGCAUACGCGCAGAAUUUGGCUAAAGUGCUAUUUGCUGACACUCUUGACCUUUACUUCAAGGAUCAAGAUCAGUCCAAAAGACAGUGGAUUCAUGAAGCGGUAGACUUCCGUUUCCCCUCUCAUGAUAGAAAUGCUCAGCUUCUGAAGUGGAAGAACUGUUCGCAGGCAAUUAACAAGAAUAUGCGGAUAUCCGAACGCGGUGCUCCAGAUGGAGAGAAGGGAAAGCGUAAGCAAGUUGAAUGUACGUACGUUAGUGCCGAAUAUGAGAACGAAUGCUACCGCAAGGCAAAUAGAGAUCCAGUGAAGUAUGCAGAAUUGAUGUCAUUGAAGCUUUUUGAAGGGUCUUGGGACAAAUUCUUCAAGGAGCAGGAUCCGAAAAUGAAAGACUGGCUUCGUGAAUGCGUAGAUCGGAGGUUCUUCCUCAAUGAUAAGGCAAAGAGGGAUCAGAGAUGGAAGAUUUGCGCAGCUGCUUGCAACCGAAACAGAACUAAAAUUGUCGGUAAAGAUGGCAAAGAGGAAGAAUAUCCAUAUUUUCCAAAAGAGGUAGAGGAGAAAUGCUAUCAAGACGCUAAUGGUGUUCCUUAUGUAUACGCUGAAGCAAUGGCCAAACUACUGUUUCCAGACACACCACAUUUGUUCUUCAAGGAACAGGAUCUCGGAAAGCGAAAUUGGUUGCAUGACAUUUUAGACCGUCGUUUCCCAACACCUGAUAAGCUACAUCAAAUAGCGAAAUGGAAAUCGUGUACAACGGCUAUUAACAGGAACAAAACCGACAAACCAUCCGUAGGACACAUUACCACGGCAAAUGCGAAACACUCUGAACUAACCAACAGCACAAAACCUUCAAAGAAAGAACAUAACAGCAGCGCAAAACCAACGGAAAAGAAGGACCAAGCGAAAGACAAAGAUUCGAAGAAAAAGAGAGAUCAAGGAAAAGAAGAUGGUGACAUUAAACCAAAUAUUAUGGUUCGUAAAAAUGCGGAAAAGGAAAGGACGGAAGAAGCAGGUUCUAGUCUCGUUAAAGAAGAUAUGCCAAAAAGAGAACGAGAAAGUAGUCGUAUCAGUGCUCGUGCCAAGAACAGACCGGAACCCUACACCUCCUAUCCGUUUGUGUCAGAAGAAGAAGAAAUCGAGUGUUUUGAAGCCAGUAAGAAGGACGUGGAAACAUAUGCACGAUCACUGGCGCGCAUUCUUUUUAAAGACAACUUGAAGGCCCUGUACAAGGAUCAAGAUGAAGAUCGUCGAGUAUGGCUGGAAGAAGUAGUUGAUUUCCGGUUUCCCACUUUUACAGCGGUUGAGACAAAGUCUAAAUGGGCGCAUGCCAUAAAAGCAAUAAAUAAGAACGCAGGUGCUCACUAA
This is a messenger RNA of Necator americanus (New World hookworm), 2481 nucleotides long. RefSeq lists its product as uncharacterized. The transcript has 17 exons. The coding region runs from base 1 to 2481 and encodes 826 amino acids. NCBI's taxonomy places the organism in Eukaryota, Metazoa, Nematoda, Chromadorea, Rhabditida, Ancylostomatidae. The record is from RefSeq and is a predicted model, not a curated record.